UCGUGACCUGCAGCGCGCCACGUCUACGGUUUCUUCCUCGAGCAUUUCAUUCCACUGCCUUGUCGACGCCGACAGGCAGGGCCGCCCGCACGAUGCCUCCCCUCCUCCGCUCCCCCGCGCCGCCGUCCGCCGGUGUCUUCUGCCGGCGGCGGAAAAGAAUGCGUGCGCGUGCAUCGUGGCAGGAGCUGGCGGGCGUGCUGGUGUUCUCCGCCGUCCCCUUCACCGCCGUCAAGGCCAUCGCCAACAGCCCCCUCGGCGCCAGCCUCCGCCGCCGCCUCGAGUCCAGGAAGGCCUCCGCCGCCGCCGAGGCAGACGCCCUCCGCGCCGCCGCCCGCGAGGCCCGCAGCUCCAGCUUUUGGUACGGGGGAGCUCGGCCGCGGUGGCUCGGUCCUCUCCGGUACGACUACCCGGAGCACCUGGUCGGAGAGUUCCCGGGCGAUUACGGCUUCGAUAUAGCAGGUCUGGGCCGGGACCCCGUUGCUUUCGCCAACUACUUCAACUUUGAGAUUUUACAUUGUCGAUGGGCCAUGCUUGCUGCUCUUGGUGUUGUUGUUCCUGAGCUGUUAGAUCUAUUUGGGAUAGUGCAUUUUGUGGAGCCUGUGUGGUGGAAAGUUGGUUAUGCAAAACUUCAGGGCGAUACUCUUGAUUACCUUGGGAUUCCUGGGUUCCGAAUUGCUGGUGGUCAAGGCAUCAUCGUCAUCGCUAUCUGUCAAGUCCUUUUGAUGGUUGGGCCAGAAUAUGCGAGAUACUGUGGGAUCGAGGCGCUAGAACCCUUGGGAAUAUAUCUUCCUGGGGACAUAAACUACCCAGGUGGAGCACUGUUCGAUCCCUUGGGGCUGUCCAAAGACCCUGUUGCGUUCGAAGAACUCAAGGUGAAGGAGAUCAAGAAUGGUCGUCUCGCAAUGGUUGCAUGGAUCGGAUUCUACGCCCAGGCUGCUGUAACCGGCAAGGGCCCUGUGCAGAACCUCGUCGAGCACUUGUCGGAUCCACUCCGCAACAACGUUUUAUCCCAUUUUCUUUGAGGCAUUCUAACUGCUUAUGUACCGCGUUUACAUUGAUCAGUUUGUUUUUACUAGGAAAUUAAUAUAGUUUUAGCAAAUAGGUUACUGCGUAACAUGGCUAUAAGAUUGUUGUACAGUUGUGGAGUUAUGGUGUUGUUCAGCAGAAAUUGUGGGUGCCCCAAAAUUACUGAAAAUGGGAUUACAUUGAUCA
This is a messenger RNA of Triticum aestivum (bread wheat), 1212 nucleotides long. RefSeq names its product chlorophyll a-b binding protein 7, chloroplastic. The transcript is spliced from 5 exons. The record is from RefSeq and is a predicted model, not a curated record. Gene Ontology annotation, biological process: photosynthesis, light harvesting. Gene Ontology annotation, cellular component: membrane. NCBI's taxonomy places the organism in Eukaryota, Viridiplantae, Streptophyta, Magnoliopsida, Poales, Poaceae. The coding region runs from base 93 to 1022 and encodes 309 amino acids.